UUUUUUUUCUUGGCUUGGGGCUUCGCUUCUAGAUUUUCCUUUUUUAAAUACUCGGUGACUGGGGUUCGGGUACCCCCGCUUCUUCGGACUCCGGAGGACCUUCUUGGCCCCCCCACAUUAAUGAGGCAGCCACCUGGCGAGUCUGACAUGGCUGUCAGCGACGCCCUACUCCCGUCCUUCUCCACGUUCGCGCCCGGCCCGGCGGGAAGGGAGAAGACACUGCGCCCAGCAGGUGCCCCGAAUAACCGCUGGCGGGAGGAGCUCUCCCACAUGAAGCGGCUUCCCCCGGUGCUUCCCGGCCGCCCCUUCGACCUGGCGGCCACCGUGACCACGGACCUGGAGAGUGGCGGAGCCGGCGCGGCGUGCGGCGGAAACAACCCGGCCCUCCUGCCCCGGAGAGAGACCGAGGAGUUCAACGAUCUCCUGGACCUAGACUUUAUUCUUUCCAACUCGCUGUCCCAUCAAGAAGCGGUGGUCCCCACCGUGUCGUCGUCUGCCUCCGCCUCGUCCUCGUCCUCCCCGUCGAGCAGCGGCCCUCCCAGCGCACCUUCCACCUGCAGCUUCAGCUAUCCGCUCCGGGCCGGAGGGGACCCGGGGGUGGCACCGGGCAGCUCCGGCGGCGGCGGCCUCCUCUAUGGCCGGGAACCCGCGCCUCCUCCCACGGCUCCUUUCAACCUGGCGGACAUCAACGACGUGAGCCCCUCGGGCGGCUUCGUGGCCGAGCUCCUGCGGCCCGAAUUGGACCCGGUGUACAUCCCGCCGCAGCAGCAGCAGCCGCCGCCGCCGCCGCCGCCAGGUGGCGGGUUGCUGGGCAAGUUCGUGCUGAAGGCGUCGCUGAGCGCCCCCGGCAGCGAGUACGGCGGCCCGUCGGUCAUCAGUGUUAGCAAAGGCAGCCCGGACGGCAGCCACCCGGUGGUGGUGGCGCCCUACAGCGGCGGGCCGCCGCGCAUGUGCCCCAAGAUCAAGCAGGAGGCCGUGGUCUCCUCGUGCACCGUCGGCCGGCCCCUGGAGGCCCACUUGGGUGCGGGACCCCCGCUCAGCAACGGCCACCGGCCCAGCGCGCACGACUUCUCCCUGGGGCGGCAGCUCCCCAGCAGGACUACCCCGACCCUGAGUCCCGAGGAACUGCUGGCCAACAGGGACUGUCACCCCGCCCUGCCGCUGCCCCCGGGCUUCCAUGCCCACCCGGGGCCCAACUACCCACCCUUCCUGCCUGACCAGAUGCAGCCGCAGGUCCCGCCGCUCCACUACCAAGAGCUCAUGCCACCCGGUUCCUGCCUGCCAGAGGAGCCCAAGCCAAAGAGGGGAAGAAGGUCGUGGCCCCGGAAAAGGACGGCCACCCACACUUGCGAUUACGCGGGCUGCGGCAAAACCUAUACAAAGAGUUCUCAUCUCAAGGCACAUCUCCGAACCCACACAGGUGAGAAACCUUACCACUGUGACUGGGAUGGCUGUGGGUGGAAGUUUGCCCGCUCCGAUGAACUGACCAGGCACUAUCGAAAACACACGGGGCACCGCCCCUUCCAGUGCCAGAAGUGCGACAGGGCCUUUUCGAGGUCGGACCACCUGGCCUUACACAUGAAGAGGCACUUUUAAAACCCAGACAGUGGAUACAUACGACGACCCACACUGCCAGAAGAGAAUUCAGUAUUUUUUUUUUUCAAACCUUUCACGUUGUCUUCCCAUGUGGGGAGAGCUCAGCUGGCAAAGCACUACAAUCAUGGUCACAACAAGUCAGCUUGUGAAAUGGAUAAUCAAGAGAAAGGAGGAAUCCAAAAAAGACAAAAAAAUUAAAAAAUAAAACAAAAAAAAAUCAAAGAACAGAUGGGGUCUGAGACUGGAUCUUCUAUCAUUCCAAUUCUAAAUCAACUUGAAUAUGCCUGGACUUACAAACACCACAAUGGGGGUGACCGGAAGCUGUGGAUAUCAGGGUAUAAAUUAGAUCCCUCAGUUGGGGGGAGGGGGAGUAGGGAAGACCAGAAUUCCCUUGAAUUGUGUUUUCAGAUGCAAUAUAAAUAUACAGAUCACCUUGUAUUCUCUUUGCCUUCUAAAAGCCAUUAUUCAGUUAGAAGAAGAGGAAGAAAUUUCAGGUACAGAAUAUGUGUUCUAAUAGCCUAAAUGAUGGUGCUUGGUGAGUCUUGGUUCUAAAAGUACCAAAAGAGGAAGCCAAAGUUCUCAAACUGCUGCAUACUUUGACAAGGAAUCUAUUUUUGUCUUCCGAUCUACAUGUAUGACCUAAGUCAGGUAAAUUAUGCCUGGUUUACUUUUAACAUUUUUUUUAUGCAGACAGUCUGUUAUGCACUGUGGUUUCAGAUGUGCAAUAAUUUGUACAAUGGUUUAUUCCCAAGUAUGCCUUAAGCAGAACAAAUGUGUUUUUUCUAUAUAGUUCCUUGCCUUAAUAAAUAUGUAACAUAAAUUUAAGCAAACUUCUAUUUUGUAUAUUUGUAAACUACAAAGUAAAAAAAUUGAACAUUU
This is a messenger RNA of Dipodomys ordii (Ord's kangaroo rat), 2475 nucleotides long. It is a transcript of the gene Klf4, whose product is annotated as Kruppel-like factor 4 (gut). NCBI's taxonomy places the organism in Eukaryota, Metazoa, Chordata, Mammalia, Rodentia, Heteromyidae. The transcript is spliced from 5 exons. Gene Ontology annotation, biological process: regulation of transcription by RNA polymerase II. The record is from RefSeq and is a predicted model, not a curated record. The coding region runs from base 121 to 1596 and encodes 491 amino acids. Gene Ontology annotation, molecular function: RNA polymerase II cis-regulatory region sequence-specific DNA binding; DNA-binding transcription factor activity, RNA polymerase II-specific.